AUGUCACUGAAAAAUAAGGUGGCCCUGGUAACUGGUGCGUCCUCCGGGAUGGGCCGUGCCAUUUGUCUCGCCCUCGCAGAAAAUGGUGCCAAAAUCGUUAGCUGCGACUUGAGAGCAGAGGCGAAUCCUUCUGGAUAUGAAACCGACAGGGAAAUAGCUACAGCCGACCUAGUUAUCAAGAAUGGUGGCGAGGCGAUUUUCCAGAGGGUCGACAUCUCAGACGCUGGUCAGUGUGAAAGUGCCUUUAGUACCGCGAUAUCAAAAUUUGGACGUGUUGAUAUCGUUGUGAAUUGUGCUGGGUAUUGGGAACCAUUCCGUGACUUCGUAGACGAGGACGACGUACUUUGGGGAAAGAUGGCAGCGGUCAACACCCUCGGGACAGCUAGGAUCUCGCGCCUAGCAAUCCGCCAAUUUCUGAAGCAAGAGGUAGAUCCAGCCUGGGGCAGUCGAGGACGAAUUGUGAAUAUUUCGUCUUGUGCCGCUGGUAUCGCUUUCCCGGGAGAGGUGGCGUAUUCAGCGACUAAAGCAUCAGUCAACCAUAUGACGCGAGCUGGGGCGAUGGAUCACGCAAAGGAUUCCAUUAACAUCAACUGUGUAUCUCCUGGCGUAGUGGCUACCGGUAUGGCGCGACAGAAUAUUGAAAACAAGGACAUAUUUGCUUUGAUGGAAAGGUCAACGCCUUGGCCGAGAAUUGGAACCGCUGGUGAUAUCGCCGGCGUUGUUUUAUUCCUCUGUCUUCCACCGUCUCAGUGGAUGACGGGACAGGUAUUGGCUGUGGACGGAGGCAUGACCUUGGGGGUUCCGCCGUGA
This is a messenger RNA of Lachnellula hyalina, 810 nucleotides long. Its product is annotated as 3-oxoacyl-[acyl-carrier-protein] reductase. Gene Ontology annotation, molecular function: oxidoreductase activity, acting on the CH-OH group of donors, NAD or NADP as acceptor. The transcript has 2 exons. The record is from RefSeq and is a predicted model, not a curated record. The coding region runs from base 1 to 810 and encodes 269 amino acids. NCBI's taxonomy places the organism in Eukaryota, Fungi, Ascomycota, Leotiomycetes, Helotiales, Lachnaceae.